AUGGAGAAAGAACCCGCAUUCACGACUUCUUCAACUCUGCAAUUGCCUCCUGGUUUCAGAUUCCAUCCAUCAGACGAAGAACUCAUUGUUCAUUACUUGCGAAACAAAAUGAUUUCGUAUCCUCUUCCAGCGCAGUUGAUCACGGAGAUCGAUCUGUAUAAGUAUAAUCCGUGGGAUCUACCCAACAAGGCUUUGUUUGGAGAAGAUGAGUGGUACUUUUUCAGCCCGAGGGACCGGAAGUAUCCGAAUGGGGAUAGGCCUAAUAGAGCAGCAGCUUUGGGUUAUUGGAAGGCUGCUGGAGGUGACAAGCCAAUUCUCACUUCUUGUGGAUCGGAGCUGAUAGGAGUGAAGAAGGCUUUAGUCUUUUACACAGGUCGAGCUCCAAAGGGAGUUAAGACUGAGUGGCUCAUGAACGAGUAG
Molecule: messenger RNA, 420 nt
Organism: Malus domestica (apple)
Lineage: Eukaryota; Viridiplantae; Streptophyta; Magnoliopsida; Rosales; Rosaceae
Product: NAC transcription factor 32-like
Biological process (GO): regulation of DNA-templated transcription
Molecular function (GO): DNA binding
Source: RefSeq, a predicted model, not a curated record